AUGAACAGGAAAAGAACAGAAGGAGUAGAGAGGCAGAAAAGAUACAACGAAAAGGAAAUAGUAAAGAAAUUCCUUGUGUCAGAGAAGGGCAUAGCAUUUCUAGUAGACCAUACUAAUAGAACGUCUUCAGAAGAGGAUGUCCGCCUUAAUGAGAAGCUGAUACGAAAAGAAGUAGAUAACCUCAUUGACUAUUACUUUGCAUGGAUACAUGGCCUCCCAGUCCGGAAGAGUAUGAACAUGAACAGAUAUGAAUUUAUAAAGUAUCUUGAAGAGUUCUGCAUGAAGAAUGACGUUAGUAAUCUGUUUGAGUUUCUGUUUAUUUGA
Molecule: messenger RNA, 324 nt
Organism: Encephalitozoon intestinalis ATCC 50506
Lineage: Eukaryota; Fungi; Microsporidia; Unikaryonidae
Exons: 1
Coding region: 1-324 (107 amino acids)
Source: RefSeq, a predicted model, not a curated record